ACCUGUUUGUUGUUGAGUGGCAUCGUGUUUUUAUGUUAUUUUGUUGUUAUUGCGUUCAAAUUGUGUUAAGUUUCAGUGUUGUACUUUAAAUAAGUUACUGUUAAGCUUAAUUUAUAAUGAGUUCCCCGGCCCCAGACACGCCGUCAGACCGAGAUGGAGCGCGAUCGCGCAUGACUUCACCGGCGCGCGACUAUGAGAUGUUCGAGGAUGAGAGCGCCAUCCUUGGAGACAACCCGCUGGAGGAGGAAGAGGAAGAUGGAGAGGAGCUGUUCAAUGAUAACAUGGAGGCAGACUACCGCCCCAUGCCAGGCUUGGAUCGCUAUGAUGCUGCAGACCUGGAUGAUGACAACUAUGACCCCAUGUCUAUUGAAGACCGAAGGGCGGCUGAACAAGAGCUCAGACGCAGGGACAGAGAGGAAGGCAGGAGGCGGGAUGACCAGGGCCUGCUUUAUGAUGAAUCAGAUGAAGAAGAUGGUGAUGCCCCAAGGGCCAAGCGUCGCCGGGCUGCCGAAAAGGCCGCAGCUGGCACUGAAGAACAAGUGGAAGAGGGCAUUGAGAGUAUCGAGAACUUGGAAGAUACUAAGGGGUACACCACCAAGGAGUGGGUGUCUAUGUUGGGGCCUAGGACUGAAAUUGCUAACAGAUUCAAGAACUUCCUCCGCACAUUCACGAACAGCAAGGGCCAGUAUGUGUAUAAGGAGCGCAUACGGCGUAUGUGCGAGCACAAUCAGGCCUCCUUCCAUGUGGAGUUUGAUGUUCUUGCUCGGCGCGAGCAGGUCCUCGCUUACUUCUUGCCUGAAGCCCCGUUCCAGAUGCUACAGAUCUUCGAUGAAGUAGCCAAAGAUGUAGUACUGCAAAUGUUCCCCAGCUACGAGCGAGUGACUUCAGAGAUCCACGUGCGGAUAUCCGAUUUGCCGCUCAUUGAGGAACUCCGAACCUUCCGCAAGCUCCACUUAAACCAGCUAGUUCGAACCGUAGGCGUGAUCACAGCCACUACAGGAGUACUGCCACAGUUGUCAGUCGUGAAGUAUGACUGUAACCGGUGUGGGUAUAUCCUGGGGCCGUUCGUGCAGUCACAGAACUCGGAAGUGAAGCCAGGGUCUUGUCCUGAGUGUCAGAGCGCUGGGCCUUUCAUGGUGAACAUGGAGCAAACAGUAUACAGAAACUACCAGAAGGUCACCAUCCAGGAGUCUCCCGGGCGCAUCCCAGCCGGUCGCAUCCCGCGCUCCAAGGACUGCGUGCUGCUGGCGGAUCUGUGCGACCGCUGCAAGCCCGGUGAUGAAGUGGACCUGACUGGCAUUUAUACUAAUAACUAUGAUGGAUCGCUCAACACUGAACAGGGUUUCCCAGUAUUCGCAACAGUAAUCAUCGCCAACUACAUAGUAGUGAAGGACUGCAAGCACAUCGUAGAUUCACUCACCGACGAAGACGUCGCUAAUAUCGUCAAGUUGUCCAAGGACCCUCGUAUCGGCGAACGUAUUGUGCAGAGCAUGGCGCCGAGUAUCUACGGACACGAUUACAUCAAGAGGGGACUGGCGCUGGCGCUGUUUGGUGGCGAAUCUAAGAACCCAGGUGAAAAGCACAAAGUGAGAGGAGACAUCAAUGUUUUGAUCUGCGGUGACCCUGGUACAGCUAAAUCUCAGUUCCUCAAGUACACAGAAAAGAUUGCUCCUAGAGCCGUGUUUACCACUGGCCAAGGUGCCAGUGCUGUUGGUUUGACCGCUUAUGUGAGGAAAAACCCUACAACAAGGGACUGGACACUAGAAGCUGGAGCGUUAGUACUAGCGGACCGCGGCGUGUGUCUCAUCGACGAGUUCGACAAGAUGAACGAUCAGGACCGAACUUCCAUCCAUGAGGCUAUGGAACAGCAGUCCAUCUCUAUCUCAAAAGCUGGCAUUGUCACUUCCCUGCAUGCCAGGUGCUCAGUAAUAGCAGCAGCCAAUCCGAUCGGCGGGCGUUACGACGCGUCCCUAACGUUCUCCGAAAACGUGAACCUGUCUGAACCCAUCCUGUCGCGUUUCGACGUGCUGUGCGUAGUACGGGACGAACCCGAGCCUAUGCGUGACGCGCACCUUGCCAAAUUCGUAGUAUCGUCCCACAUUCGCCACCACCCAACGCAGCGCGGCCAGGCAAUCGAAGAGACUGAGGUCGCCGACCCGGAGUUCGCGCUGCCGCAAGACUUGCUCAAGAAAUACAUCGUCUAUGCUAGGGAGAACGUGCGCCCUAAACUACAGAACAUGGAUCAAGACAAAGUGGCAAAGAUGUACAGUCAACUGCGUCAGGAAUCCCUCGCCACCGGCAGCUUACCCAUCACCGUCAGACAUAUUGAAUCUGUGAUCCGCAUGAGCGAAGCGCACGCUCGCAUGCACCUGCGCGCGCAAGUCAACGAGGAGGACGUCAACAUGGCCAUCCGCACCAUGCUGGAGAGCUUCGUCGACACGCAGAAAUACAGCGUCAUGCGCGCCAUGCGACAGACAUUCCAAAAAUACCUCUCCUACAAGAAGGACCACAGCGAGCUCCUCUACUACAUCCUCCGACAACUCACAAUGGACCAACUGGCUUAUAUGCGUGGUCUCCACAAUCACUCUCAGUCCACCAUCGAGAUAUCAGAGCGAGACCUCAUUGAGAGAGCGAGACAGAUCAAUAUCACAGACCUGAAGCCGUUCUAUGAUAGCCGUAUCUUCAAGAUGAACAGUUUCAGCUACGAUCAGAAAAGGAAGGUGAUUAUACAUACGCUGCCUGAAGCGCCUGCUGAAGCUUAGUUUUCCACUGUUUGGAUGGCUUUAAAUUCUUUAAAACUCUAACAACACACAAGAAAGUUUAGUCAAUAAUUUACCGUGCUGUCCUAUAGCAUGAACAGAAAUUACGCGCCAUGUUACGGAAUUGAACUGUCAACGCAUACAUUAGAAUAACAGCGCCCUCUUGACAGUCAUAUAUUUCUGGUCAGGGUUUACUUGCGUGGUCUCAACCAUUCUCGGUCCACUAUUGAGAUAUCAGAGCGGGACCUCAUUGAGAGAGCGAGACGGAUCAAUAUCACGGAUCUAAAGCCGUUCUACGACAGCCGUAUCUUCAAGAUGAACAGUUUCAGCUGCGAUCAGAAGAGGACGGUUAACUUUGUAUGGUAAAAUCGGAAAGCAUUUUAUGAAGUUUUUUGAGAAUUCAUCAACAAAACGUGCUAAGUUGUUUACACAAGUUUUCUUACGUUAUUUAGUAAAAAAUCGAACCAAAAAGGGAAAUUAACUAAAGUUUGCUUUCUUGAUGCUACAAUAUUAUUACAUCACAUUAAAAAUCUGUUUGUUAGUCGAUAAUGUGUAUUAUGGAUCGUAAUUAUUGUUUUAAAACUUUUGAACAUGUUCUCUAUUCAUCACAUAUUAUUCCCGUGUAAUAAAAGUUAUUCUUAUAAAUGAUCAAUGUAAUUAAGUACAAGUAAUUUUCAUGUUAUAUGUUCACUUAUGCAGGACAUAAUUAGUAGAACAACCCACCUCAGUAUGUUUAGAUGUUAAGGUUGUAUUUUAAAAUAAGAUAGUUGUAAGCGCCUUACUUUAUAGUACAAACCGAAUCUGUUCUUUUACUUUUUGACCUUUUUUUUCCAAUAAACAGUUUUGUAUAAUGUUUUUGUUUGCAAUAUACCUCUAAAGACUAAGGCCACUCUUUACUGAAAAAUAAUCAAAUGGUGAAGUUAUUCUUGCAGACUGUCAGGUGGAGGGUUAGGUCCGGCGCCCAUUAUCGGCACGGCAUCGCAUGGCACGAAUGCCAAGGUACUCCUCGGUAGCGUAAAGCAUACCUUGUAACACCUCGGCAUGCCUCGGAAUCGUAAGGCAUAUUUAAGGACGCCUCGGCUUUGUUAGUGUAAGGCACACCUUAACAACACCUCGGAAUUCCUGAGAAUUCUUCGGCAUCGUAAGACAUACCUAAGAUCGCCUCGGCAUAACCCGGAAGUCUUCGGUAGCGGAAGGUAUACCUAAAAUGCCAGAUGUAACCCUCGGCUACCUUCGCGAGCUUCGAAGCGGGAAAUUCGCGACACGCUCGCCGCCGUUUGCGUUUGUUUGAUUUGAGACAGAGUUCCUCGGCAUCCCUGAGAAUUCAUCGGUAAUCCUAAGCAGACUUCGGCAUGCUCGAAAACUCCUCGGCAAUAGUUGCGGUCAGUGUGCGUCUAAGCGUGGGUAUGCCAAGGGAUCUCUUGUCAUGCCGCGCCGAUGUGGGCGCCGGGCCUAAGAUCGCUGUUUGGUUCUAGCCUCUUCAUAAUCUCCUCAAGAGUUGGAUAUACACGUUGUACAAGUGAAACCACAUAAUAUCAUCCAUCAAUUAUUUAAUUUACUUUUUUUAUCAAAAUUCAUGAGUGACUAUAGAAACAAAUUAAAAUGUAUUUGUAAUGUUAACUUGAAGACAUUUAUUUGAUCAUACAAGUC
Messenger RNA from Leguminivora glycinivorella, 4409 nucleotides. It is a transcript of the gene Mcm2, whose product is annotated as DNA replication licensing factor Mcm2. Lineage: Eukaryota; Metazoa; Arthropoda; Insecta; Lepidoptera; Tortricidae. Gene Ontology annotation, molecular function: single-stranded DNA binding; ATP binding; 3'-5' DNA helicase activity. The record is from RefSeq and is a predicted model, not a curated record. The transcript is spliced from 17 exons. Gene Ontology annotation, cellular component: nucleus; MCM complex. The coding region runs from base 117 to 2762 and encodes 881 amino acids. Gene Ontology annotation, biological process: double-strand break repair via break-induced replication; mitotic DNA replication initiation; DNA replication.